AUAGUCGUCGUGAAGAAGUCAAAUACGCUACAGCAGCAGUGAUCGACAUGCUAUGUAUGUUUCACCAUGCCGAUGUACCCUCCGAUACUGUCGCCGCUUAUUUUGGAAAGAAGUGUCAGUGCACGCACCCGGCCUCCACGUCAAAUACAGGUACGUUUCGAAUGCCAACUUGUUCAAUGAGUAAGGAAGAAAAAAAAGAUGCGACUGAACAACUCAAUUAGAAAUGAUAAGGAAGAAAGACAGAAUGCCAACUAUGAUUAAGAACAACGGAUGAGUGCUCGUGU
Molecule: messenger RNA, 284 nt
Organism: Zychaea mexicana
Lineage: Eukaryota; Fungi; Mucoromycota; Mucoromycetes; Mucorales; Lichtheimiaceae
Exons: 1
Coding region: 48-221 (57 amino acids)
Source: RefSeq, a predicted model, not a curated record